AGUUGAGUUGUCUCCGAUCAUCCCCCUUGCUCAGCUCAUCACUACUCUCUCUCUCGCUCUAACCAGCUAGGGUUUCUGCAACUGUACCGAGUUCUUAGUUCCACUUGCCUCGUCAAUCAAAAUCGAUUCCUUCCUAGGGUUAUUGUUUGUAUUCAUUCUUCUAGUCUAUUUUCUCAGCUGAAUUUCCCAUUUUUCUAUUUCCUAUUUAAUUUUGGUACUACUUCUCCUCCCAAGGUUAUCGUGUUGUAUUAGAUUUGUUUUUGGCAUUAGACCUGGUUGAUCUGUUACUCUUCACAUAUUAACAAAUAAAGCUGUUUGGGUUUGCAAUUUUCUGGAAUUGUUUUGACUGAGCUGGAGAAAUUACCGGAUUUUCUCUCUCCUAGGGUUUGUUUAGGAUUUUGCGAAUUGGAGAAUUGUCUGUUUGUUGUGAUUUAAGCGUGGUUAUAGGAUCCAAUAUGGCCUCUUACAGGCCGUUCCCUACGCAAUCGUCGUUUGGUCCGCCGUCGAACCAGAACCCUCCCCCAGCAGCAGCACCACUACCACCUCCUUCAUCAUCUCAGCAGCGUGUAAAUCAGUAUAACCCAGCUUGGGGUUACAGUGGUACUGCUGCCGGUAGUAGCAAUGGUGGUGAUGGGUCUGUUCCGUCGGCUCCAUCUUAUUUUCAGAACAGUGGGUUUGGACCUUCAACUUCAUCGCAACAUUAUGGUGCUCCAAGAAGUCAGCACCCUGCUCCCCCACCACCCCCUCACCAACAGUACGCCUAUGCACCCCCUCCUCCGCCGGAAUCUUCAUAUCCUCCACCACCACCCCCGCCAGCUUCUCAGAAUUCGAUGAACUUACAGCCUCCGCAACCUCCUGCGUACUACCCUUCUUCGCAGUUUUCUCAGUUCAACAAUCAGCAGCCACCGCCCCCUCCCCCACCUCCAAGUUCACCACCACCACCUCCAAGUUCACCACCACCACCUCCCUCGGCUCCUCCUCCACCAACUCAGAGCAAGGAGAGCGGUCCAGAUAGGGGGUUGCAAGAUCGCGAUAGAGGGGUUCAUAAGGAGGUAUCAGCGUCCGGGAGGAGAGAACAUGGGCAAUCGAAUCACGGAGUUCCUCAUAAACAGCAGAAAUAUCCCGUUCCUUCGGUACCAGUAAAGAAAGCAAAUGGGCCUUCAGGGAGAGUGGAGACAGAAGAUGAGAGGAGGUUGAGGAAAAGGAAAGAAUAUGAAAAGAUUAAACAAGAAGAGAAGCACAGGCAGCAAAUGAAGGAGUCACAGCACUCAGUUUUGCAAAAAACUCAAAUUUUGUCUUCUGCCAAGGGGCAUGGUUCAAUUGCAGGGUCACGAAUGGGAGACAGGAGGGCUACUUCAUUCUUAAGCAAUGAAAGGAUUGAGAAUAGGCUAAAGAAGCCAACAACAUUUUUAUGCAAGUUGAAAUUCCGGAAUGAACUUCCAGACCCAAGUGCACAACCGAAGCUCAUGUCUAUGCAGACAGAAAAAGAUCUAUACUCAAGGUACACCAUUACGUCGUUGGAAAAAACAUACAAGCCCAAGCUUUUUGUCGAGCCAGAUCUUGGGAUCCCUCUUGACCUACUUGACCUCAGUGUAUACAAUCCACCCAGUGUUAGACAACCCCUUGAUCCAGAAGAUGAGGAAUUGUUGCGCGAUGAUGAAGCAGCAACCCCUGUGAAAAAAGAUGGAAUUAAGAGGAAAGAAAGGCCUACUGAUAAAGGAGUUGCAUGGCUGGUAAAGACUCAAUAUAUAUCUCCUCUGAGCAUGGAAUCGACCAAACAGUCUCUAACUGAAAAACAAGCUAAAGAACUGCGAGAAAUGAAAGGCCGCAACCUUUUGGAGAAUCUCAAUGACAGGGAUAGACAAAUUAAGGAAAUUGAGGCAUCUUUUGUGGCAUGCAAGUCGCGCCCUGUUCAUGCUACCAAUAAGAACUUAUAUCCUGUUGAGGUUAUGCCUUUAUUGCCUGAUUUUGACAGGUACGAUGAUCAAUUCGUCUUUGUGGCAUUCGAUAAUGCUCCUACGGCUGAUUCGGAAAUCUUCAGCAAGUUUGACCAUUCUACCCGUGAUGCUCACGAAUCACAGGCCAUAUUAAAAAGUUACAAGGUGACCGGCUCGGAUCCAGGGAACCCAGAGAAGUUUUUGGCUUACAUGGUCCCUGCUCCAGAUGAGUUGUCGAAGGAUAUUCAUGAUGAAACUGAAGAUGUUUCAUUUUCUUGGGUUCGUGAAUACCACUGGGAUGUACGAGGUGAUGAUGCAGAUGACCCCACAACAUACGUCGUUUCAUUUGAUGAAACAGAAGCACGCUACUUGCCUCUUCCCACGAAGAUUGUUUUAAGGAAAAAGAGGGCUAAAGAAGGAAGAUCUAAUGAUGAGAUCGAACAUUUUCCUGCUCCUUCAAGAGUGACUGUAAGGAAGCGACCAACUACUUCUGUUAUAGAAUUGAAAGAACCAGAGGUUUAUUCAAAUCCGAGGGGAAGUCUUUCGAAUUUGAAAAGAGGUGGGUCUGAUGUUGAAGACGGCCUCGAAAGAUCACAUAAAAUGGGUCGACAUGAAGACGUUGACGACUAUAGUGGUGCUGAAGAUUAUUUGUCUGAAUAAAUUUUUGUGGACGCAAAUUACGCUGUCUUCCCUUGGACCAAGUUUCUCAAUUUUUGUAGCAUAGUCACUGUGUUUUGGGCGAUGAUGCUCGAAUGCCAAAAUAUUUGAAAGCCAUAAAUGUUAUAUUUAUACGUUACUCCCAAUUUCCUAUAUACCAAAUAUGUUGUUUAUUCUACCUGUAGGCAGGCAGUUUAUUAUUUGUAGAUUUACACCACCAUGUCAUAUAAAAAAAAAGGAAGAAAAGAAUUACUGUACAAACCGAGUUCUGCUCUUGAGAAAAAAAAUAGUGAGUUUUCAUCUAA
This is a messenger RNA of Humulus lupulus (European hop), 2899 nucleotides long. RefSeq names its product protein PAF1 homolog. Lineage: Eukaryota; Viridiplantae; Streptophyta; Magnoliopsida; Rosales; Cannabaceae. The coding region runs from base 456 to 2597 and encodes 713 amino acids. The transcript is spliced from 12 exons. Gene Ontology annotation, molecular function: chromatin binding; RNA polymerase II complex binding. Gene Ontology annotation, biological process: transcription elongation by RNA polymerase II. The record is from RefSeq and is a predicted model, not a curated record. Gene Ontology annotation, cellular component: Cdc73/Paf1 complex.